Phymastichus coffea is the source of this 2469-nucleotide messenger RNA. RefSeq names its product serine/threonine-protein kinase GD17699-like. NCBI's taxonomy places the organism in Eukaryota, Metazoa, Arthropoda, Insecta, Hymenoptera, Eulophidae. Gene Ontology annotation, molecular function: protein kinase activity; ATP binding. The transcript has 7 exons. The coding region runs from base 371 to 2179 and encodes 602 amino acids. Gene Ontology annotation, biological process: intracellular signal transduction; protein phosphorylation. The record is from RefSeq and is a predicted model, not a curated record.
GCAGUUUUUAGAUUUAUUGUAUUAAAUUUUUGAUAUGCUGUAAUAUUUUUUAUUGCCAAAAUAAUUUAUAAAAUAAAACGUGAGGUUAUCAUAUGCAAUGAUCAAAAGAUUAUUACGAUCAAAUAUAUACGUUACUUCACGACAAAAAUAUACUGAUAUUUUAUUAAGUUAAAGCUUUUUAAAAAUAAAUGUGGAAAUGUUAAUGUUUUAAAAAAUAUUUAUAUAUAUAAAUUGAGAACUGAACUGAAGAUAUUAUGUACAUAAACUUAAUUUUUCAAGCCUACCAGAUAAAGGAAAUGUCAAAACAUGUUAAACUUAAAUUUAAUUUGCAGAAUUUCAAUUUUUAAGUUGGUAAUUAAAAUCUGCAAUAAUGGAACAAGCAACUAAUCAAAUGUCAUUUAUGUGCUUAAAAGAAGAUAUUCAUUCCCACGAUAAAGGCACAAACCAUUCAGUUGUGGACAAGAAUUUGUUAGAAAAUAGCAAUCGUCAUUCUUUCAACUAUAUCAAAGUAUCAGCCACAAAAAAAGCUAAAAGAAUCAGAUUUUUCCGUAAUGGAGAUAAAUUUUACAGCGGUGUGGUUAUUGCUGUAACUCCAGAAAGGUAUAGAAGUUUUGAUAGCCUUAUUUCAGAUCUUACAAGGGCUUUGGUUUCAAAUGUAACAUUACCAAAUGGAGUUCGAGUUAUAUAUAAUAUGGAUGGAAAGAAAGUGCAAGAUAUAAAUGAGUUGGAAGACGGUAAAUGCUAUGUUGUAUCUGGUCAAGGUGAAGUCUUCAAAAAAGUGGAUUAUUCAUCGUCUUUGGUGAAGAGAGGAAGUUCAAUGUCUGGAAUACCAGCAUCUGGUGCAAUGAUGACAAAACAAAUUAAUAUUAUUCCUAUAUUUGUUAAAGCUAAAAUUAUUUCUUUAAUUCGGAAUGGAACCAAACCUAGAAAAAUUGUUCGGUUAUUAUUAAAUAAAAGAAAUUCACCAAGUAUAGAACAUGUUUUGGAAGCAAUAACAGAAGUGAUAAAGUUAGAUUCUGGAGCUGUAAGAAAAGUAUAUUCAUUAUCUGGUCAUCAAAUUACCCUUCUAGAACAGUUUUUUGGCGAAGAAAAUGUUUUUAUUAUUUAUGGAAUGGAAAAGCCUUGUUCAGAAGAUUUUGAACUUGAUAUUGAAGAAACAAAAUCUAUGCAAAGCUUUCGAAAAGGACAACUAAGCUUAAAAAAACAUAUUGGACCUAUGCCAAAAAUGCCAGCUCGUAAAAUGGAAAAAAGGUCUUUUUAUUCUUUGCAAACAAGAGCUCCAAGUCCAUCUGUAUUAAAUAUUCCAACAUCUUUAAAAUCAAACUAUAGUAUUGGGCAUAUUAUUGGAGAUGGAAAUUUUGCUGUAGUAAGGCAGUGUUCACACAAAACAAGUGGUACCUGCUACGCUUUAAAAAUCAUUGAUAAAUACAAGUGCCAAGGAAAAGAAGCUAUGUUAUUAAGAGAAGUAACCAUUUUAAGACAAGUAUCUCAUCCAAACAUUAUAAGUUUAAUAGAAGACCAGGAAACAAACGACCAUUUGUUUUUAGUAAUGGAGCUGAUGAAGGGAGGUGAUUUAUUUGAUGCGAUUGCUAGAGUAACUAAGUUUUCUGAACAUGACGCCAGUGUUAUGAUAAGUCAUUUGUGUUACGCACUUGCUUAUCUACAUUCUCAGCAAAUUGUUCAUAGGGAUGUUAAACCAGAAAAUUUAUUAGUUCAAAUACACAAUGAUAGAAUACGUUGUCUUAAACUUGGCGAUUUUGGACUUGCUCAAAUAGUUCAUGAGCCAUUAUAUACUAUUUGCGGUACUCCUACAUAUGUAGCACCAGAGAUUCUGGCUGAAAUAGGAUAUGGUUUAAAGAUCGACGUAUGGGCUGCUGGUGUCAUACUUUAUAUUUUGCUAUGUGGAUUUCCACCCUUUGUGGCGACUGAUAAUAAACAAGAAAAAUUAUUUGAACGUAUCCUUUGCGGGCAAUAUGAAUUUAGAUCUCCGUAUUGGGACAGAAUUUCGCAAGGCGCUAAAGAACUUAUUUCAAAUAUGUUGCAAACACAGCCAGAAUUACGGUUUAGUGCCGAAGAUGUCCUGGAUCAUCCAUGGCUAUCGGAUGCGAUCCAGUCUGCCGAAUACCAAAGCCUCUCAAGUAAUUGUAAUAACACGGGAGUAAAUAGCAUCAGUCGUUGAAAUAUGAAAUUCAAUACUCCAGGAUGACAUUUGAAUUGUACAGAAUUACACAAAAACAUUCAGCUAGUCUGAUAAUAUUUAUCUGUUACGUAAUGCUGAAUUCUAUUAUCUUAAAUUUUAAAUCAAUUGUAAAUAAUAGGUACAUUGUAAUUGUAAAUUUUAUAUGAAAUAAAUAUGCCUAAAACAUGGUUACUAUCGAAUACUAACGAAGAUGAAUAUUAAUAUUUAUAUUUUGAAUUACUAAUUUCUUGAAGUAUUAUAUGAUUCAAUGGAGCAGAAUAAAACAGACU